Sipha flava (yellow sugarcane aphid) is the source of this 1864-nucleotide messenger RNA. RefSeq names its product eukaryotic peptide chain release factor GTP-binding subunit ERF3A (gene eRF3). The transcript is spliced from 10 exons. Gene Ontology annotation, cellular component: translation release factor complex. Gene Ontology annotation, biological process: translation. The record is from RefSeq and is a predicted model, not a curated record. NCBI's taxonomy places the organism in Eukaryota, Metazoa, Arthropoda, Insecta, Hemiptera, Aphididae. Gene Ontology annotation, molecular function: translation release factor activity; GTP binding; GTPase activity. Bases 112 to 1824 code for a protein of 570 amino acids.
CGUUUUUUCUCUUAUCCGCCCGUCCACGUCGGUCGUUUCUCGAUGUUGUGAGUUGGUUGUCGCAUCAUCGUCAUCUGUGCCCGUAAACACGCGACGGAUCGAUAGAUAAUCAUGUCCAACAACGCGGCACCGGACUCGUGGGAGGAAACGGAAUUGACCGAUUCGAGUGCCAGCGAUUUGCAACAGAAGCUCAUAAAGCUGAACGUCAACGCGGCGGAGUUUGUGCCGUCGUUCGCCUCGUUCUCGACCAAGUCCGAUGGUGAGGAUGAUCAAAAAGAUGGUGACAAGAAACCGACCGCCGCCAACACCGACGGUGUUGGAGAAACUCUCACCAGUGACAGCAAAGGUGCUGCAGGAGCUACGUCCACAGUGCUUGACUCUUGGGAGGACGGAGCGUCUAGCACCCCUGAAGAUGGCACUGCCAAACCUUUAGUUGAAGAUGGUAACGACAUAGAAAUAGACACUGAAAUUGAGGUUGAUGAAGAGAAGCCUAAACCUACUCCCAAAAAGGUCGUUGAACUGUCUACACCUAAACCCAAAAAAGAGCAUAUCAAUAUUGUCAUUAUUGGGCACGUUGAUGCUGGAAAGUCAACUAUUGGUGGUCAAAUAAUGGCUCUUACUGGUAUGGUUGAUAAAAGAACGUUGGAUAAAUAUGAAAAAGAAGCAAAAGAAAGAAGCCGAGAAUCUUGGUAUUUAUCAUGGGCAUUAGAUACUAAUCAAGAAGAACGAGAAAAAGGCAAAACUGUUGAAGUUGGUAGAGCAUAUUUUGAAACAGAAAGAAAACAUUUUACUAUAUUGGAUGCUCCUGGUCAUAAAAGUUUUGUCCCAAAUAUGAUUGGUGGUACUGCUCAAGCUGACUUGGCUGUUUUGGUUAUUUCGGCUCGUAAAGGUGAAUUUGAAACAGGAUUCGAUAGAGGAGGACAAACACGAGAACAUGCUAUGUUAGCAAAAACAGCUGGUGUUAAACAUAUGGUUGUGCUUAUAAAUAAAAUGGACGAUCCAACAGUACUGUGGUCAAAAACUAGAUAUGAAGAAUGUCGAGACAAAAUUUUACCAUACCUUAAAAAACUUGGGUUUAAUGUAACCAAAGACUUAACAUUCAUGCCUGUGUCUGGUCAGACUGGUUUAGGGCUUUUAGACCAAGUUGAAGAAUCAAUUUGCCCUUGGUAUAGAGGGCCUGCAUUUAUUCCAUUUAUUGACAAUUUACCUUUAUUAAAUCGUCGUUCAGACGGACCUUUUAUAAUGCCUGUUGUAGAAAAAUAUAAAGACAUGGGAACUGUACUCAUGGGAAAAGUAGAAUCUGGUGAAGCCAAAAAGACACAAACUCUUGUUCUGAUGCCUAAUAGAACUCAAGUUAUUGUUGAUCAACUAUGGUCAGAUGAUGAAGAAGUUACCUCAGUUGGACCUGGUGAAAAUAUCAAAGUUAAACUGAAAGGUGUUGAAGAAGAAGAUGUGUCUCCUGGUUUUAUUUUAUGUGAUCCAAUUAAUCCUGUUAAGACUUGUCGUAUAUUUGAUGGACAGGUUGUCAUAUUAGAACAUAAAAGCAUAAUAUGUGCUGGAUAUUCAGCCGUUAUGCAUAUUCAUUGUGUUGCUGAAGUAGUAGAAGUUAAGGCAUUAAUAUGCUUAGUUGAUAGAAAAACAGGAUUAAAAUCAAAUAUGCGACCCAGAUUUGUUAAACAAGAUCAAGUAGUUAUAAUGAGGCUUGAAUGUUCAGGUGUUGUUUGUCUAGAAGAAUUUAAACUUUUUCCACAAAUGGGAAGGUUUACACUUCGAGACGAAGGUAAAACUAUUGCUAUUGGCAAAGUGUUGAAAAUAAUUGAGUAGCUGAAAUUAUUUUAUUAUAAUUUUAUAAUUUUAAAAUGAU